GCUCACAAAGCAAAUAGUGAAGAUGAGCUUCUGUUCGCGAUCGAACCACUACUUGUUUAAGCUUGAGUGCAAUGGCUUCAGAAGGGUUUGCACAGCCGUGGGUUGAGUUCGAAGAGGAACUAGGUGAACGCCUGCUGCUCCAAGGACCUCUCUCCUCUUGUCAAGAUGGCUUCACAAAAAUCGUAGGCUUGAUGGUCUCCAAAUACUCCUUUCCUCCACUCGACCCCGGCGUCGACUCCGAAGACAGGGCCAUAACCGAUGGCCUUAAAGUUCGCAUAUACACCCCUCAAGGCUACAGCGGAGGCAGUCCGAUCGGCGUAUAUUUUCAUGGUGGUGGAUGGGCCAUGGGCGAUAUAGACGGAGACGACGCAUUCGCUCGAAGCAUUUCGAUAGGUGGAAAUGUGGUGGUAGUGUCAAUCGAGUACGGCCUUGCGCCGCAGAACAAGCAUCCUGGGCUCAUCAACGAUUGUUGGAAAGGACUACAAUGGGCAUUGCAGCACGCAAAGGAACUGGGGUGUGCCGAAAGUAAGGUGUUUACUUCAGGCGUCUCCGCUGGUGCAGGACUAGCUCUCGGUGUCGCGCUCAAAGCCAUUGACGAAGGCCUGGGUGGCUCGCUGGCCGGUGUGGUUGCACUCGUACCUGCGACCGUACAUCCCAAGGCCGUACCGGAGUCUCUCAAAUCACAGUACACGUCGUACGUGGAACACGAUCAGCAUACCAUCAACACAGCGAGCGCCAUGGAAGCAUUCUGGGACGCGUUUGGCGCUCCGCCCACUGAUCCACACGCCUCGCCGCUGCUCCAUUCUCGGAUCGGUGAGCUAAAGAAAGUGUAUCUUGCUGUUGCUGGUCAGGAUACGCUCCGAGAUGAUGGGUUAUUAUUCAAGCAAAAGCUUGAUGAUUCCAAAGUUGCCACCAAGUUCGACUUCUAUGAAGGAUACCCGCACUACCAUUGGACGUGGCCAUCACCCAAAUUGAAAAAACCGCGCGAGGAGUUCAAUGCCAACCUCGCGUCGGGAGUGCAAUUCGUGGUGGCGUAACAUAUAAUGUUCAUUAUUCAGAUACCACUAUUCCUAUG
Parastagonospora nodorum SN15 is the source of this 1075-nucleotide messenger RNA. RefSeq lists its product as hypothetical. The coding region runs from base 72 to 1037 and encodes 321 amino acids. Gene Ontology annotation, molecular function: hydrolase activity. The transcript has 4 exons. NCBI's taxonomy places the organism in Eukaryota, Fungi, Ascomycota, Dothideomycetes, Pleosporales, Phaeosphaeriaceae. The record is from RefSeq and is a predicted model, not a curated record.